Messenger RNA from Myotis lucifugus (little brown bat), 478 nucleotides. RefSeq names its product ribosomal RNA processing protein 1 homolog A-like. Gene Ontology annotation, cellular component: preribosome, large subunit precursor; preribosome, small subunit precursor; nucleus. NCBI's taxonomy places the organism in Eukaryota, Metazoa, Chordata, Mammalia, Chiroptera, Vespertilionidae. The record is from RefSeq and is a predicted model, not a curated record. The transcript has 4 exons. Bases 1 to 354 code for a protein of 117 amino acids. Gene Ontology annotation, biological process: rRNA processing.
AUGGCGUGCUUCCAGGGAGAGGUCCUCCCAGGCCGGCGCGGUCGUGUGACGUCACACCGCGCGACCCGGCCAAGCGCAGCGACGCUGUCCCUGGUACCUGGGCUCUCAGUGGCGAUCGCCACGGUUCCGCGGGUGCAGCUCCCCCCUGAGAUCCAGCUGGCACAGCGCCUGGCGGGGAACGAGCAGGUGACCCGGGACCGGGCGGUGAGGAAGCUCCGGAAAUACAUCGUGGCCAGGACUCAGCGGGCUGCAGGUGGUUUCACUCAUGACGAGCUGCUGAAGGUGUGGAAAGGACUGUUUUAUUGCAUGUGGAUGCAGGACAAGCCACUCCUCCAGGGCUCAGCCGGAUCAUGAGGGCAGUGACUGCCCUGUUGCAAGGUUCUGCUGGCCCCAGCUGUAGAGUGAAGCCCUUCGCAUCAGGGAUGUAGCUUGCAGGCCUCACGCACACUGGGAUGAAGCAGCCAGUGAAGCCUGUCUC